AUGUACCCAAGACUCCGUGAGGAAACUAACCAUCAUCAUCACACGCCACAGCAACCCGUCAACAACCAUUCAGACUAUCCCAGCAUGGCCCAAACUCCAGGUUUGUUGCCGAAUGCUGUUCAGAACGCUCCCGACGAGUCAUGCCGUGCGCCCAUCACGACAGAUGCACUACAGGCAUUGCCUGAUAAUUCGAUAACAUCCCCAAGAACUACAACCAUCGAAGACCCCAUGGGUAGUACCAAGGUAACCAUUAACGUUACAGGUACCGACGACAUGAGUACCAACAACAUGAGUAUCAGCGACAUGAGUACCAAUGUCGAACUCAUUCGCGACAGGGAAGUUAACAAUCGCGAUAUUGAAAAUUACUCUCCUGAGACUGGGGACAUCUAUUCGAGGCGCAAGUUGAGGGUUACACAAGCAAAGCUAAGAGUAAGCCUCAAAGCUGAAAAGGAACGAAGUCGUGUAUUGAGCGAGAAGAUAGAGACAGAGAAGCAGCUGCGCAGUAUUUUGACUGCUUCUCGGGAAAUUUGGAAUGCCCUGGUUCGCAAUGAGAACGAAUCAGUCCGUUGGUAG
Messenger RNA from Fusarium graminearum PH-1, 573 nucleotides. RefSeq lists its product as uncharacterized. The transcript has 2 exons. The record is from RefSeq and is a predicted model, not a curated record. Bases 1 to 573 code for a protein of 190 amino acids. Lineage: Eukaryota; Fungi; Ascomycota; Sordariomycetes; Hypocreales; Nectriaceae.